AUGGUCGCGGCCGACAGCUACGCCAUCAUGUCACCUCCGGACUCACCUCCCGCGACGCAACACUGGGAAGGCCGCGCCCCCGAGAUCAAGGAGUAUAUGGCGGGAAAGUCAGGUCGACUCGCCCCCAGAUGGAUCCAUGAUCUACUCCAUUCGGAAUUGGACGUCGGCUCGUUCGUGCGUAUAGAAUGGGAUCUAGAUGCCGGCUGCAGUCGCCAUACCCUUGUUCCGGUUGGCAACCAGAGCACAGCGGAUACCGCGAACCCGGGUGUACUUUCGUGCGUCUGCACCACCUGCAACUACCACUUCAUCAUCAGGACCGCAUGGGAUGCCGAUCGCCGAGUCAACUUGUGCGAGCCGUUUCCUCACCAUUUCCCUCCCAAGGAAACAGAUUUUUACCUGCAUCACUUGGUCAGCGUCAAACAACCCCCUCAGCACCAUGACUUUACAUCUCAUUAUCACCCGUCAAUUCGAGAGUCUCUCAUCGCCGUCGAGCACUUCGCUUGCUCCGCACCUCGCUGCACCUUCCAGGUGACAGCCGAGAUAUCGCGUCCCCGCCUCAAACGUGAGUGGGUGCAAUUGCUCAUCGACCAGGAACGGAUCUUGAGCAAUCUGAAGACUGCUCGCAAGGAGUCGCCCGAAAGAUUCGCCGACGCCAAGGACGAGUGGUGCAGCAGCGCACCUUCGACUCUCAACACCUACUUGAGAGACCUGCUAGACCCCAAAACACUCCCUCGCAACAUAUCCAAACGAAACAAGCGGUUCCAUGUUGUUUUUGGAGAGGAGUGCUACGCCAUCUUCAGAGCAGUCCAGUUCACCGAGGAAUCAAUUGGCAAGGACGGCGUGCCGGAGCCUUAUUUUAUCCCCCCAACCCUGGAACCCAGCAACCCGGGCACGCCAACGGAGUUGAAUACCUUGCGCGCGUUUGUGGAAGACAUGCAAGCGGAGGCUGAGAGCCUCAUCACUCGAAACGGUGGAAAUGAAACCCGGACCGAGGCGGGAACUCGAAUUUAUAAACUACUUCAGUGCCUGGACUUCCCGCGGAACCAGAACGCCCAUCAAGCGUCUGACGCACACCGAAUAUUGGGAGUUCUGCCUGACUUUAACAAAGCUCUCAUCUUCUACGCCUACAAGCGACAGUCGUCCUUAUCCGAGCAACGACGUUCCGUUUACGCAGAGGCCCUUUGCAAGAUUGCACAGGAGACACCAGACGAGGAUUUCCAGACGCAGGCGGUUCAAGAGCUGACCAUGGUCGGAACCUUGCCCACAGCCGACCAUCAUGGCGCCGGUGACGAUUUGCAACAACAAGCAUACUCUUUCUUCAGCCUACAACACACAGCUUCCCGUGACGCAGUCAUUUCUGCAUACGAUAAGAAGGUGGAACACUCGCCUUCGCAAGCCGAUCUCGCGAAGAACAUGCUGCAAAUGAUCGGGCGUCACAGAUCAGACGAAAUAAUCUUCAAUCACGCCAGCGGCCCCAUGUUCCUGCCCAUGGACCUGGCAGCGGCCUACCGUUCCCUGGACUGCGAUCCAGAAUGGCCAGAUGAACAUGUACGAAUGCUGUGCGAGGUCAAGAUAAAUAAGAACCCGGAGGACAAAAUUGCCGCAGAACAGACGGUCAAGGCAUUGGAGGUCAUCGCAGAGGAUAGGGAAAGCAGCGAUCUACGAGAAGCGGUUUUCGCUCUUCGAGGGGGCUUGCAACUGCCGGCCGAGGGUGCGCAUGAAGGAUCGCACACCAAUAGCUCUGGGCAACCUGCUACGGCUAGGCUCGAUAUACCCGCUGGACUUAAAAACAUUGGGAACACAUGCUAUCUGAACAGCAUCCUGCAGUAUCUGAGAACCGUCACGCCUCUCACGAACUUGCUCACACAAUACCCUCUCCAUCAACUCGGCCAAGACGCUCAAGACAUCGAGGAUCGGCUCCUGGGAGGCAACAAGACAAAGGUCACGAAGGAGGAAGCCGCAAUCGGUCGUAUUCUCGUCGAAGAGCUUAACAACCUGUUAAGCGACUUAGACAAUACUCAAAAGGCCUACAUCCAACCAUCUCAGCGUCUCGCCAACGCUGUUCUCCUCGGCACGGCACAAAUCAAGGAAAGCUCGAAUGCAGCAAACAACAAGCAAAAUGAAGAGCAUAAGGACGAGGGGCAGAAACAACAAGUGACGGGCGCCCAACCGGCCACACUUCCUCCCCCGCCACUGCCUGCGCGUCCUGCCCCGGUGCCGCCAAAGAAUGUUGAACAUGUGGAAGACACGAACAUGGUCAAUGUCACAGUUGAUCCCGUCUCUGGGUCUGCUAGUAGCGUAAGCUCGCAAACUUUGGUCAGCAUGCCGGAUGCUGGUCAGGAGAAAGAUCACGAUGUAGAGGACAAAAGUGAUAUGGAACCCAUCCUCGAACAAGACGACAUGGCUGCACCCAACCCGAGCAAGGACAAAGACGUGCAAAUGCCCGACGCGGAGUCACAGGCGCUCAGCACCGAUGAGAUAGUCCGCAAGGCUCUCGAAACGCAGAAGCGCUCAUCUGGCACGGACCAACAAGAUGUGACCGAGGUGAUGGGCAACAUCAUCACUCGUCUUCAAGCUUCGAUCAGACGAACCUCAACUUCCGCUGAUGGUGUUCAGCUUGAGCCCAUCAUGGAGACAUUAUUCGUCGAGUCGGUCGAACACAAAAAGAUGCCCAAUCAGGAAGGCUUCAAUACUCAGUCGGCCUGUGAGUUUUAUAUCUGGGCUUAUCCGGCCGCAAGCGGACCAUGCACUAUCCACGAAGGACUCAGCCGCAACUUCGAUUUGCAACGAGCCGAGGGAAACGGAGGUGACGUGUGGAUGUACACCUCAAUCAAGAAGCUUCCGCCCGUUUUGCACAUCGUCAUCCAAAGGACACAGCAGAACGGUGAAAAGAACAUGAAUCCCGUUGAGGUAUCAGAGAUGCUGUAUCUCGAUCGGUACAUGGACACGCCUGAGGAUUCGCCGUUAUUCAAGCGCAGACAAAAGGGGUGGGGCUUGCAAAAACGCCUGAGGGAAUUGGACGGCAUUCCAAAGACACCAGAUGAAGAUCUGACUGCUUUAGAUAAGUUUACCAGCGACUUUGUGUGCAACGGUAAUUCGUCGCCAAGUGAAGGAGAGUCGACUCCAUCGCUUCUAGCCCAGCCACCGAGUUCAUCAUUAAGUUUUGCGGGCGAGGACAUCGAUAUACCUACCUACACUCCGGAAUCAGAACCUUCUUACGUGAAGGUCGACCUACCUCCCGUGGCGGCUCCAGAGACCCGUCAGCGGGUCAAUCAGAUGCGCGCGGAAGAAGUCGAGAUCCACAAGGCUGAGCUGGAAGCGCUGUUCUCUGAGCACAAACAGCAGGCAUAUCGUUUGCACGCAGUCAUUUGUCACAGUGGUGGUCUCUCUGCAGGCCACUACUGGGUCUGGAUCCACGACUUUGAACGUGAUGUCUGGCACAAGUAUAACGACGAGAAAGUCACUGUGUGCGAGAGUACGGACACGGUUCUGGAGACUCUGAACAGCAAUGGUGAUCCCUAUUACCUUUGCUACGUACAGGACGAGAAGAAGCUCGACUUGGUCCGAGUACCCCAGAGGCACGCGUCGCAAGACAUCGACGGCGACGUCGUGUUGCCUGACGCCCCCGGAGCUCUCAACGAUCAGUGGAAUGGAUAG
This is a messenger RNA of Colletotrichum karsti, 3657 nucleotides long. Its product is annotated as ubiquitin carboxyl-terminal hydrolase. The coding region runs from base 1 to 3657 and encodes 1218 amino acids. The record is from RefSeq and is a predicted model, not a curated record. Gene Ontology annotation, biological process: proteasome-mediated ubiquitin-dependent protein catabolic process; protein deubiquitination; regulation of proteasomal protein catabolic process. The transcript has 4 exons. Lineage: Eukaryota; Fungi; Ascomycota; Sordariomycetes; Glomerellales; Glomerellaceae. Gene Ontology annotation, molecular function: cysteine-type deubiquitinase activity; proteasome binding.